UUUAUUCAUAUAUGUCAUGGGAGACACAAGAAGUUAUGCAGGAGCCAGCAACCAAUUUAGCUGAUAAAGAUCACGUUUCUUUUUCAACUGCAUCUGAUAUAAGUGGUGAAUACAUAAAUCCUAAAGGAAGUGACAGUUUUGAUGCUUCUUAUUUAUAUGCACAGUAUGGGAACCAAGGAACUUUACAACAAUCAGAAAAAUAUUCAGCCAGUAAGGACCAUGAUUCUUAUUCAGAUUCAUCUGACACAAUUGAUAGAAAUAAAAUUCCUAAGGAAAGUGACAAUUUCUCUUUUUCAAAUAUGCCGUGGAGCAAGCAGGGAGCUUCACACCAUCCAGAAAUAUAUCUAAUCAGUAAGGAUCAUGUUUCUUUUCCACAUGAAGUUGCUCCUCAUUUUAAUAAUAAAACGCCACAUUCUUUCUGGCAUUGUUUUUUGGGAUCAGGAGGAAGCGAGGUUCCCUUGAUGUCUGAUAGUCAUCAUUUUGAGAGUGUUUGUUUAAGGGCUCCUGUUGAGAAUGAGGUGAAACAAAAGGUGGAUUCUUUGGAGAGUUAUAAAAGCAAUGAAGAAGAUUUGGGGAAAGGAUUAUCUCAAUGUUUUGAAGUAAAGGAGAAUAGAAAUACUUUAGUGUUUUCAGAGGUGCAUCCCAGAUCUUCAGAAAUACAAUAUAUUGAGAAUGUUGUAGUUCCUGAUAAUUCUGUAGAAGUUUCAGAAGCACAUAUACUCUCCCGGGGGCUUGAUAGCUCUACGAUGGAGAUUUCUGGUGGUCCUCUUCAGACUAUUAAAUCCAACUCAAAUGAGACAUCAGAACAACUGUAUUUUCAAGAAGAAAGAAACCAAGAGGCAACUUCUGUUUUUGAUGGGGAAAAUGUUGGUGCUAUGAAAAAUGUAGCUUUUCGGGCAGUUAUUGCCUCUAUUGAACCUUCCAAGAAGGAGAGUACAGUAAAUGAAAUCCAAACUGACAUCAACAAAUCUUUAACAAAUGACAGCCAAGAAAGUGAACUAAAAAGUCCAGAUCCUUUCCUUUUAAAUUAUGAUGAAAACCUUUUAUUUGAUAAACUUAAUCAUCCACGCUAUCAGUCUACUCCCGGGGUGUUUGAAUCAGGAGCUUCAAAACCAUUGUAUAAAAAAGAUGAUGGUGAUAGCUCCCUGUACUGGCAUCACAAUUUAAAAUCAAUCCCUAGUGUUUCUCAGGAAAUACUGAUUAAGCCACUUUCUCUUAGUCCAGAGCUUAAGCCAUCAUCUUCUUUAAGUGAAAAAUCUCUCAGACAGGCUAUUGGUCUUGGCAAAACAUGGUCAACUUUAUUUCAGUAUGGUAUAGACAAUGAACAGUUUCUUCCCAUUGGGAAGAUAAAGCCUGUUUCUGCUCUUGACCUUGCAGAGAAGUUAGGAUCUUCAAACAUUAUUUACCCAAUGAAAGUAUGGACUUCAGAUUCUUUGGUUUCACAAGAUUUAAAGCAGCACAGCUUUGAAGAAGUUGCAGAUUCCUCAAACUGUAUUUUGGAGGGCCUGCAGGGGAAGGCUGAAUCUGACAUCUGUACUCUGGACGAUGAUACUGAAUGCUGUAGCGUGGAUGAGAAUGCUGUUGUAUGCAGUAAAAGACAAGAGAUAUGUGACCAAGGUGACUUGACUGGUGAGUGCAUUGAACUAGCAGAUUUAGAAAAUUUGCUUGAUGAUCUAGAGAUUUGUGACAGCUCCCUGCAGUGGCAAUCUACUGUACAGCUACCAUCUAAGGAAGACAGCAGUUUUGAAGAUUCUGUAUGUCCUUCUAAUACAGACAUUAAUGAAUCUUUUUCAUCUGUGUUGCCUCCAUUUGUUCCUCAUGAGCCAACUAGAGAUUUGGAAUAUCACUCUUCAAAUCUCCGAAUGUUGAGGGUAUCUCCUGACACUGUGUCAAGGACUGUCAGACAUUCAACAGGGGAUACUUCUAAAGGAGGCAUAGCUGAAAUUCCUCAGUCCACCUUUAAACCAGGCAUCACUACCUUUCCUGAAGAUUCAGACACUGUAUCUCCUUUAUCCUUGUCCCCUGAGGACUUUCCUCAAUUGGCUGGAAGGUCUCCUCAAGUGAAGAAUAUUGGUGAAUAUACUGAUACUGUCAACCAGCAGACAUUAGCAGACAGUCGUCUAACUGAAGAGACUUUAAAAAUUUCAGCUAUUCCUGGCCUAGCUGACCAGAAGACUGGAAUAGCAGCAGUGUCCUCUAGUUCGUACUCACAAAGAGGGAAGCCAAAUAUCUUCUACCCACAAGCCUUGCCAGACAGUCAUCUAACUGAAGAGGCUCUAAAAGUUGGCGCUGUUCCUGGACUUGGUGACCAGAAGACAGGUGUAUCCACAGUUCCUCCAAGUUCCUACUCACUUGGAGAGAAGCACAGUAUUUUCUACCCACAGGCAUUGCCAGACAGUCAUCAAGCUGAAGAGUCUCUGAAUGUUUCAGUUCUUCCUGGACUAGCUGAUCAAAAGACUGGAAAACCAAUAGUACCUGCUAGUUCUUACUCAGUUGGAGAGGAGCCUGGUAUUUUCUACCAUCAAGUCUUGCCAGACAGUCAGCCACCUGAAGAAGCUCUGAAAGUUUUGGCUUCUCCUAGACCGGUUGAUCAAAAGAGUGGGUUGCCUACUCUAUCCUCUACUUACUCAUAUGGAGAGAAGCCUCAUAUUUUCUAUCAACAGACAUUGCCAGAUACUCAUGCAAGUGAGCAGACUCUGAAAGUUUCAGCUGCUCCUGGAUUGGCUGAGCAGAAGACUGGGGUUCCUGCUGUAACCUCUACUUCUUACCCACAUAAAGAGAAGCCCAGUAUUUUCUACCAACCAGAAUUGCCAAACAGACGUCUCAUUCAGGAGGCUCAUCAAGUUUCAGCUGCUCCUGUAUUUGUUGAGCAGAAGGCUGGGAUAUCGAUAGUACCCUCUACUUCCUAUUCACAUAGAGAGAAGCCUAGUGUUGUGUACCAACAAGAGUUGCCAGACAGUCAUCUAAUUCAAGAAGUUCAGCAAGUUUCAGCUGCUCCUGGAUUGGCUGAGCAGAAGACUGGGAUUCCUACAGUACCCUCUACUUCCUAUUCACAUAGAGAAAAGCCCAGUAUUGUGUACCAGCAAGAACUGUCAGACAGUCAACUAAUUGAACAGUCUCAAAAAGUUUCAUCUGUUCCUGGACUGGCUGAGCAGAAGACUGGGAUUCCUACAGUACCCUCUACUUCCUAUUCACAUAGAGAGAAGUCCAGUAUUUUCUACCAGCAAGAGUUGCCAGACAGUCAUCUAAUUCAAGAGAUUCAGCAAGUUUCAGCUGUUCCUGGAUUGGCUGAGCAGAAGACUGGGAUAUCAACAGUAGCCUCUACUUCCUAUUCACAUAGAGAGAAGCCCAGUAUUUUGUACCAGCAAGAGUUGCCAGACAUUCAUGUAAUUCACGAAGUUCCAGAAGUUUCAUCUGUUCCUGGAUUGGCUGAGCAGAAGGCUAGGAUUCCUGUCAUACCCUCUACUUCUUACUCACAUAGAGAGAAACCCAGUAUUUUGUACCAACAAGAAUUGCCAAAUAGUCAUCUAACUGAACAAGUUCAGAAAGCUUCAGCUGCUCCUGGACCUGCUGAGCAGAAGACUGGGAUUCCUAUAAUAACUUCUGCUUCUUAUUCAUAUAGAGAGAAGCCCAUUAUUUUCUACCAACAGGAUUUGCCAGACAGUCAUCUAACUAAAGAGGCUCAGAAAGUUCCAACUGUUUCUGGACUAGCUCACCAGAAGAGUGGAAUACCAAUAGUGCCCCCUGCUUUCUACUCACAUGGAGGGAAGACCAGUCUUUUCUAUCAGCAGGAGUUGCCAGACAGUCAUCUAAGUGAUCAGACUCAGAAAAUUUCAGCUAUUCCUGGACCAGUAGACCAGAACACUGGCAUACAGACAGCACCCUCUAGUUCCUACUCAUAUAGGGAGAAGCCCAUUACUUUUUACCAGCAGGAGUUGCCAGGCAGGCUUCUAACUGAAGAGGUUCUAAAAGUUUCGGCUCUUCCUAGAACAACUGACCAGAACACUGGGAUAAUAACAGGGUCCUCUCGGUCUUACUUAUUUGGAGAGAAGCCAAGUGGUCUUUUCUAUCAGCACGUGCUACCAGAUGGUAGUCUAACUGAAGAAGCUCUGAAAGUUUCACCUGCAUUGAGACCAAGUGACCAGAAGACUGGUGUCCUCUUACUGCCUGCUAGUUCCUACUCACAUAGAGAGAAGCCUGGUAUUUUCUACCCACAGGCCUUGCCCAGCAGUCACUUAUCUGAAGAGACUCUGAAAGAUUCAGCUGUUCUUGGACCAGCUGACCAGAAGACUGGGACAUCAGAACCUUCUGGUUCCUAUUCACAUAGAGAGAAAUCCAGUAUUUUCUACCAACAGGAGUUGCCAGAUAGCCAUAUAACUGGAGAGGCUCUGAAAAUUUCAGGUGUUUCUGGAACAGGUGACCAGAAAACUGGGAUACCUAUAGUAACCUCUCCUUCCUACUCACAGAGAGAGAAACCCAUUGUUUCCUACCAGCAGGUCUUACCAGAUACACACCUUACUGAAGAGGCUCUGAAUGUUUCAAAUGCUCCUGCACAGGCUGACCAGAAGACUGGGAUACCCAUAGUAACCUCUCCUUCCUUCUCAUAUAAUGAAAAACCCAUUAUUUUCUACCAACAGGCCUUGCCUGACAGUCAACUGACUGUGGAGGCUCUGAAGGUUUCAGAUGUUCCUGGACCAUCUGACCAGAAGACUGGGAUACCUACAGUACCACCUAGUUCCUAUUCAUAUAGAGAGAAGCCCAUCAUUUCUUACCAGCAAGAGUCACCAGAUCUUACUCAGGUGGCUUUGAAAAUUUUUGAGGUUCCUGGCCCAGCUGACCAGAAGAUUGGGAUACCACCAGUAACCUCUACUUCUUACUCAUAUGGAGAAAAGCCCAUCAUUUCUUACCAGCAAGAGUUGCCAGAUGCUAAUGAAAAUGCUUUAAGAGGUUUAGGGGUUCCUAGACAAGCAGACCAGACCAUUGGUGUGCGAAUUGUGCCCCCUGCUUCCUAUUCACAUAGAGAGAGUCCCAUCUUUUCUUACCAGCAGGAGUUACCAGAUCUUACUGAGGAAGCUUUGAAAGUUUUUGCUCUUCCUGGACCAGCUGAUCAGAAUGCUGAGAUACCAGUAGGACCUUCUAGUUCUUACUCACAUAAAGAGAGACUCAAGACUUUACCAGACGAUCAAAAGACUGAGUUACCAUCAACUCCCUCUGGUUCCUACUCACAUAGAGAGAAGCCCAAGACUUCAACUAUAAUUGGACCAGCUGACCAGAAGACUCCAUUAUUGACAGGUUUUCCUAAUUCUUAUUCUCAGAGAGUAAAGCCUAGUAUUUUCUUUCAACAGCAGUUGGGAGAUAGACAUCAAAGUGGAGAUAUUCUGAAGAUUUCAUCUGUUGCUGAGCCAACUGAUGUGAAUUCUCAGAUACCAAUACCUCUUUCUGCUUCCUAUUCACACAGUGAGAAAUCUAAUAUUUUCUACCCAAAGGAAUUGCCAGACAAACAUCUAAGGGAAGAUUCACUGAAGGUUUCAACAGUUCCUGGACCAGCUGACAAAAAAACUGUGUUACCAGCAGUUCCUCCUAGUUCCUUUUCACAUAGAGAGAAACCAGCUAUAUUGUACCAUCAGGAUUUCCCAGAAAGACAUCUAACUGAAGAUAACCUGAAGUUCUCAAGCAGUCUUGGGCAAGCUGAUCAGAUUAAUGGGUUAUCAACAGUUCCCCCUGGUACUUACUUACAUAGUGAGAAGCACAAACCUGUUUCACAUCAUGUUCAAAGGCUAACAGAUAAUUUGGAUUCUUCUCACACCAGUGUUAUCUCAAACAAUAUGCCUUUAAAUUCUCAGGCUGAUGGUAGAAUUGUAAUAAAUAAGCCAGAAUCGUCUGGUUUUGAAGAUGUUGGCUCUGAGGAAAUCCGGGAUACAGAAAACAGUUCCAAAACUCUUAAAGAGAUUCAGACACUUUUAAUGGAAGCAGAAAAUAUAGCACUAAGACGAUACAAUGUUCCUGCUCCCCUUGUCCCUUUCAGAGAUGUUAGUGAUAUUUCAUUUAUACAAUCUAAGAAGAUGGUUUGCUUCAAAGAACCCCUCACAACUGAUGAAUCUAAUGGUGAUUUGUCUCAGAGACAGCCAUUCACAGAAGAAAGCUCAAGCAACAGGUGUAUACAGAAGGAUAUUAGCACACAGACGAAUCUGAAAUGCCAGAGAGGCAUUGAAAAUUGGGAGUUUAUUAGUUCAACUACAGUUAGAAGUCCUUUACAGGAAGCAGAAGGCAAAGCCAGAGUGGCAUUUGAUGAAACCCUUAAACAAUAUAAAGCAGCCAGAUCUGUAAUGAGAUCUGAACCUGAAGAGUAUAGUAGAACCAUUGGGAAUAAGAUUGUUAUCCCUAUGAUGACUAUCAUUAAAAGUGAUUCAAGUAGUGAUGCAAGUUCUUGCUCAUGGGACAGUAAUUCCUUGGAGUCAGUUUCUGAUGUGCUUCUAAAUUUCUUUCCAUAUUCUUCACCCAAGACAAGCAUGACAGAUAGCAGAGAGGAAGAGGGGGUGUUAGAGAGUGACGAUGGUGGUGGAAGCAGUGUAGACUCACUGGCUGCACAUGUGAAAAACCUUCUGAAAUGUGAAUCCUCAUUGAACCAUGCUAAACAAAUACUCAAAAAUGCAGAGGAAGAGGAAUCUCGGGUACGAGCACGAGCCUGGAAUCUGAAGUUUAAUAUGGCUCAUGACUAUGGCUACUCCAUUUCAGAAUUAAAUGAAGAUGACAGGAGAAAAGUAGAAGAGAUCAAAGCAAAGUUGUUUGGUCAAGGGAGAACAACUGACUUGUCCAAGGAUUUACAGAGUCCACGGGGAAUAGGAUACAAGCCAGAAGCUGUUUGUAGUCACAUUAUUAUUGAGAGCCAUGAAAAAGGAUGUUUCAGAACUCUAACAGCUGAACGACCCCGAUUGGACAGCCACCCUUGUGUUUUUAGAUCUGCUGAACCCUCAGAAAUAGUCAGAGGACAACGGAGCCCAUCAUCAUGGAGAACUAGACACAUCAACCUUUCCAAGUCACUGGACCAGAACAACUCCCAAUUCAAAGUUUGGAAUUCCUUGCAGUUACAAAGUCAUUCCCCAUUUCAAAACUUUAUCAGUGAUGACUUGGAAAUUAGCAAGGGCCUUCGAAUGCCAUUUCAUGAAAAGUUGGACCCUUGGCUGUCAGAAUUAGUAGAACCUGCUUGUAUGCCACCUGAAGAAAUGGAUUGUCAUUCUUCAUCACAAAUGCUGCCCCCAGAACCCAUGAAAAAGUUUACUACCUCCAUCACUUUCUCAUCUCACCGACAUUCUAAAUGCUUUUCAGAUUCCUCUUUUCUUAAGGUUGGUGUUACUGAAGGUAGCCAGUGUUCUGGAGCAUCUGUGGGGGUAGUUAAUUCUCAUUUCACUGAAGAGCAGAAUCCUCCUAGAGAUCUAAAACAGAGAACCUCUUCCCCUUCAUCAUUUAAAAUCACUAGUCAGUCACCAGAUAAAGCUGUGACUAUUUUAGCAGAAAAUAGUAGCCAAAGCCAAAAAUUAUCUGUUGAACAUUCUUAUCAAGAAGAAAAACCCUUAGAAAAAUCAGAUUUUAAAAGCAGUCAUCCUAAGCCCAGUGUCAGUGCAAAUGAUAGCAAUUUCAAAGAAGUUCAUUUUUCUGAUAAUCAUACUCUCAUUAGCACGGGCAGACCAAAUUCCACACUAGAAGUAAAAGAGAAGAAUGUAACUAUUACUGCAGAUCUUCCUUCACACAUUUUUCUUGAACAAGAGGUCUUUGAACAAAGCAAAGCCCCACAUGCAGAUCACCAUGUGAGAAAACACCAUUCGCCCCCUCCUCAGCUUCAGGAUUAUGUAGCUCCAAAUCUUCCUUGUCGUAUUUUUCUUGAAAAGCGAGAACUCUUUAAACAGAGCAAGGCCCCACAUGUAGAUCAGUUAAGAGAAAACCACUCUCCCCUUCCUCAGAGUCAGGAUUAUAUAGCUUCAGACCUUCCUUCUUCCAUUUUUCUUGAGCAGCGUCAACUCUUUGAACAAAGCAAAGCCCCAAAUGUAGAUCACCACCUGAGAAAACUCCAUUCCCCCCUUCCUCAAAGUCAGGAUUCUGUAGUAGAAAAGAAUAAUGAACAUAAGCCUAAAUUACACAUUUCUGAUGUGAUAGAUGUUGAAGCCAAAUUCAGUGAUGUGGUCUCCCCAUCAGUCCCAAAUCAAUGUACAGUAGUAACAUCUGCAUCUACUCCACCUUCAAAUAGAAAAGCACUUUCUUGUAUUCGUAUAACUCUUUGUCCCAAGACUCCUUCCAAGUUGGAUAGUGGAAACUUAGAUAAAAGAUUUCAUUCAUUGGAUCCUGCCACUAAAACAAGGAUGAAUAGUGAGUUUAACUCUGACCUACAAACUAUAUCUUCAAGAUCAUUGGAACCAACCUCCAAAUUAUUGAUCAGUAAACCUGUAGCACAGAAUCAAGAAUCUUUAGGUGUUCUAGGACCUAAAUCUUCAUCGGACUUUCAAGUCGUACAAUCUCCUCUUCCAGAUAGUAAUGUUAUUACUCAGGACUUGAAAACCAUACCUUAUCAGAAUAGCCAGAUAGUAACAUCAAGGCAAACACAAGUGAACAGUUCAGAUUUGGAAGAAUAUUCCAAUCCAGAAGGGACUCCGGUAUCUGCAGAUCGAUCACCAGAGGAGAUUAAGUCCCCGUUUUCUCCCUUCUCUGGAAAAUUGUCAUCUGAUGCAGUCACUCAGAUAACAACAGAAAGUCCAGGUAAAGCCACGUUUUCAUCUGAAAUUUUUGUUAAUGCUGAAGAUCGUGGACAUGAAAUUCCAGAGCUCAAUACACAGAAGUCGGGCAAUGUUCCUGUCAAGUUCGCUUCAUCAUCUUCAGUUCAACAGAUUACUGUUCCUCAUGGUACAGAUGGCCAGCCUUUACUAUUGCCAUAUAAGCCUUCUGGUAGUACGAAGAUGUACUAUGUUCCACAAUUAACACAGAUUCCUUCGUCUCUGGAUUCCAAAUCAGACACCACCAUUGAGAGCUCACACUCAGGAUCCAAUGAUGCCAUUGCUCCAGAUUUCCCGGCUCAGGUGCUAGGCACAAGGGAUGAUGACCUGGCAGACACUGUUAACAUUAAACAUAAAGAGGGCAUCUACAGUAAGAGGGCGGUAACUAAGGCAUCCUUGUCAAUGGGGAAAAAACCCUUUCAGAAAGAUAAUGCAGAUGCUCACGUUCAAGUUCUCAUCACUGGGGAUGAGGACCUCUCAAACAAAAACCAAGAAAAGGAGAUCUACACUAAAAAGGCAGUGACCAAGAUUGCUGGCUCUGAAGAAAAAGAAUCUUUGGAGAAAGAUACCACAGGUUCCAGUACUGCUGCUGCUUCACAGCACUCAACUCAAGACACAAAGACUGAUAGUCUGCCAGACACUAAAGCCAUUAAACAGAAAGAGGAGAUCCAUAGUAAGAGGAAGGUUCCUAAGGAAGCCUGGUCAGAAGAAAAGAAAGCCUUACAGAUAGAUAUUGCAGAAUCCAGAUGUCAUUCGGAAUUUGAAAACACCACCCAUUCUGUGUUCAGGUCAGCUAAGUUUUACUUUCAUCAUCCAGUGCACCUGUCAAGUGACCAAGAUUUUUGCCAUGAAUCCUUAGGAAGAAGUGUUUUCAUGAGGCAUUCUUGGAAAGAUUUCUUUCAACAUCAUCCAGACAAACAAAGAGAAUACACUUGUCUUCCUUCCCCUUGUCAACAUAUGGAAAAGACAAAGAGAGAUUAUACCAGAAUAGAGAGCCUCAGUAUCAACGUAAACUUGGAAAACAAGGAAUUGAAGCAUGCUACUAAAAGUCAGGCUAGAGAGUUUCCAAAAUCUGACAAACAAAUUAAUGAUCUAAAAAGGGAUCCUAAGGCCACCCCAGAGCUAACAAGCGAGCACACUGUGAGUUUGAAUGAACUCUGGAACAGAUAUCAGGAACGGCAGAAGCAGCAGAAACCUGAGGUCAGUGCCAAGAAGGAACUUUCCUUGGUGGAGCGACUUGAUCGUUUGGCUAAACUUCUUCAGCAUCCCAUCACACAUUCUCUUCAGCCCUCAGAAAGUACACAGGAUGACAGCAGAGGGGAACAAGAUGCUAAGGAAUGGAGUGAUAAACAGCAGCAGCAGAAAAACAAGCUUCAGAAAAAGAAACGGUAUAAAAGCCUGGAGAAAUGCCAUAAAAACACAAGUGAUCUUAAAAAAAAUAAGAUUCUUUCUGCUCAUCAAGCUGGGAGGCCCAAUCAGAUUAAAAUUGAGCAGUUUAAGUUUGAUAAAUACAUUCUGAGAAAACAUCCAGGUUUUCAUUAUAUAAAUAACACUUCUUCAGAUUCUAGACACUCAGAGGAUAGUGAGCUGCUCACAGAUACGACCACCAACAUCCUUUCUACCACCACUUCUCCUGUGGAAUCAGAUAUAUUGACCCAAACAGAUAAGGAAAUGACUUUGCAUGAGAGGAGCAGCUCAAUUUCCACCAUUGACACUGCCCGAUUGAUCCAUGCUUUUGGCCAUGAAAGAGUUUGUUUGUCACCCAGGCGAAUUAAAUUAUACAGCAGUAUCACCGACCACCAGAGGAGAUACCUUGAGAAGCGGAGCAAGAAAAACAAGAAAGCUUUGAAUACAGGUUAUCCCCAAAUUACUUCAGAGCACACCAGAAGGAAACACAUCCAGGUGAUGGACCAUGUCUCUUCUGACUCUGUUUCAUCUUCUACCAGUAGUUUCUGGAGCUCGAACUCUACCCUUUGCAACAAGCAAAAUGCACAUAUGUUAAAUAAGGGCGUACAAGCAGGUAACUUGGAGAUUGUGAGUGGUGUCAGAAAAAACACUCGAGAUGUUGGAAUGACUUUCCCAACUCCAAGUUCUAGUGAGGCUAGAGUAGAAGAGGACAGUGAUGUGACUUCUUGGUCAGAAGAAAAAAUAGAAGAGAAGAGGCUCCUUACCAGUUAUCUUGGGGACAAAAAGUUAAAGAAGAACAAGAAGACCUGCUGUGAAGGAGUUUCAUGGUUUGUUCCUGUGGAAAAUAUGAAGUCUGGUCCUAAGAAGGAAAACAUGCCCAAGCUUCAUGGCCCUGGUGUCUCCUGGUUUGCACCAAUAACCAACAUGAAACCUUGGAGGGAGCCACUGCGGGAGCAGAACUGGCAGGGGCAGCACAUGGACAGCCACAGCCAUCCAGCCGGCCCAGGCAAGGAGCCGCCGGGGCCGUUUGUGAGAGCCACCCUCCAGGAAUCACUUCAGCUUCACAGACCGGACUUCAUCUCCCGUUCUGGGGAGCGGAUAAAGCGCCUGAAGUUAAUAGUCCAGGAGAGGAAGCUGCAGAAUAUGUUACAGAGUGAGCGGGAGGCACUGUUCAACACUGUGCAGGAAUGGCAGGGCUACCGGGACCCCGUGCACCUGCUCCGUAAGAGAGGCUUCCUGGCAGCCCAAAAGAAAAGGCCUAUUGGAAAGAAGGAAAUGAUUCAGAGGUCUAAACGGAAGCGAUCAUGGGGCAAGCAAAAUGAACCACCAACCACACCAAAGUCCGAUCUUCAUCCAAAGAAGGUGAUGUUGUAUAUAUGGUGGGAUCGGAAGGGAGUUCUUUACUGUUAGCUGCUUCUCGAAAACCAAACAAUUAAUUCCAACAAGUGCUGCUCCCAAUUAGACCAACUGAAAGCAACACUCGCGGAAAAGUGAGUCAGACUAAUUCUGUUGAAUCAGUCAACACAAAACACAUAAUCUUUCAUCAGAAUAACACAAGACCGCAUGUUUCUUUGUUGACCAAGAAAAAACUGUUACAGUUUGGCUGGGAAGUUUUGAUUCAUCUGCCGUAUUCACCAGACAUUGCACCUUCAGAUUUAUAUUUAUUCUGGUCUUUAUAAAAUUAAUGGAAAAUUUCUCAAUUCCCUGGAAGACUGUGAAAGGCACCUGAAACAGUUCUUUGCUCAAAAAGAUAAAGUUUUGGGAGGAUGGAAUUAUGAAGUUGCCUGGAAAAUGGCAGAAGGUCGUGGAACAAAACAGUGAAUACACUGUUCAGCGAAGUUCUUAGUGAAAAAGAAAAGCAUGUCUUUUAUUCUCACUUUAAAACUGAAGGAACUUUUUGGCCAACGCAAUACUUCUUUUUCCUCAAAUGGUUGAUCAUACUAUAUACAGAAGUUUGUAGCUUGUUUUGUUUUGCUUAACAGUAUAUUGUGAGUAUUGUGAAUGUUUUCCCAUAUUGUAAAAGCUAUUUGAAAUAUUUUGUGCUUUGUAAUAAUUUUAUUAUAGUCCAUAAUUUGUUUUCUUAUUGGAAAUUUAGAUUAUUUCCAAUUAAAGUGUAUAUAUCAAAUGCAUCUUUGAUCCUAUUCCUCAAAACAUGGUUCUUUAAAAUCAGUGGCAUCCAAUCCGUGAUGGACAAAGCCCAAGAUUUUCACUUGACUACGAGACCUUCACCCCAUCUGUUUCCCCUGCACUCUACUCUCUCCAUGAAACCUUGACUCCAUUCUUACCAACACUCCCUUUUCCUCCCAUCUCCUUUCUACUCCUAACUUCUUCAAGACCCACCUCAAACUUAUUCCUUUUGGUCUUCAUUGACCUCCUUCCGUCAGAAUAACUUUUUUUCAUUUCCUAUAACUGUGUAGCAUUUUGUAGAUAUGACCCAUUGUACUUUUUUUGCAUUAUUUUUCAUCUUUAGAAGUAUGGUAGUAAUACGUAGUCAUUAUCUUAUAUUGAAACCAUACAUUUGUGCAUAUAGAAUGCCAAGAAGUUCAUCUGCACCCUUUAUUCCACUCCUUUCCCAGAAGUGACCACUAUCAUCAGGAUUUUAUUAUGUUUUUGUUUAUCUGUAUCUCUUUCCAGAUCUUGAACACUCUAGGCCAGGGUUCUUUAUGUCCAAAUGUCUAACAGGAAGCUGGGCCCACAACAGGCCCACAGCCUGUCUGAGGCACUGAGUGCCUAGAGAGUGGUAGAGCUUAGGAGAUGUGGGGAGAAGUGAUUGUGUGCCUCUGUGGUCAGUAACCUCACUGCUUUCUGUCUUUCCACCGGUACCAUUUCUAAGGAUUUAUGAACAGCUUCCUGAAGUACAGAAAAA
Bubalus bubalis (water buffalo) is the source of this 13035-nucleotide messenger RNA. It is a transcript of the gene ALMS1, whose product is annotated as ALMS1 centrosome and basal body associated protein. Gene Ontology annotation, biological process: regulation of centriole replication. Bases 12 to 11579 code for a protein of 3855 amino acids. The record is from RefSeq and is a predicted model, not a curated record. NCBI's taxonomy places the organism in Eukaryota, Metazoa, Chordata, Mammalia, Artiodactyla, Bovidae. Gene Ontology annotation, cellular component: centrosome; centriole; cytosol. The transcript has 19 exons.